This is a messenger RNA of Mercenaria mercenaria, 2836 nucleotides long. Its product is annotated as D(2) dopamine receptor-like. The transcript is spliced from 2 exons. Lineage: Eukaryota; Metazoa; Mollusca; Bivalvia; Venerida; Veneridae. Gene Ontology annotation, molecular function: G protein-coupled peptide receptor activity. Bases 554 to 2101 code for a protein of 515 amino acids. Gene Ontology annotation, cellular component: membrane. The record is from RefSeq and is a predicted model, not a curated record. Gene Ontology annotation, biological process: neuropeptide signaling pathway.
UUUCACAAAUACAUAUUGAAUAUAAUACUGAUGGAAUUAUGUUCUAGUAUACCAAUUUCAGUAACGAAAACUCGCUUUGUAACAAAAUAUAUUUUAUAUAUUUUCUACUAAAGCUGUUCUGCAUAAGCGGAAAUGUCAACCGUCUUGUAAUAAGACAGGAUUUUACAGCGGCUGAUAGGAAUCCAAACGAUUUCUUUGUGAAAAGUAGUUCCUUUUAAUAAUUUAUUUAAGACGGCAGUAGUGCUUAAUAUCUCAAAGGAGAAAUACAGAUUUGUACGAACAAAUCCUGUUCUACAAUAUUUCUCUUCUUGGCGAGAACAUAUCUUUGGCUAUAGUUCUGUUUUGUGCAUAUGGGAACAAUAGAAUAUACUUAACUCAGCACAACGAAAGGACAUUCUAAUAAUUUAUGUACUAUCUUUCGAAGGAUUAUUAACAAAUGCUGAAAGAUAUUAGUUGACAGAUUACGGACUGUCUCACACUGAAUCGUGUUACCUGAUGUGAACGUCGUUGACGAUUCUGUUUUAUGAAAUGGUUUGUAUAGGUGGCAUUUAAAAUGGCUUCAGGUUACAUUGGAAUUGAUGCAGCAAACAUUAGCGUUUGUAAUUCUACACAAAAUGGAAGCAGUACACAGGACAAUGUGUUUCUUGAAAACUACAACAACGAAAUAUUUAUCACAAAGCUGCCAGCUAUCGUGUACACGUCAAUAAUGAUGAUUCUUGGACUUCCUGGCAAUAUCAUUGUCUUCUAUAUCUACUUUUGCAAAUGGCGGAGGAGCACAUCCAGGAUGUUUAUAUUGUUUCUUGCAGCACUUGAUACAAUGAACUGCUCCACAACACUUCCAAUGGAAAUUUAUAUCAUGAGAAAUUCUUUGAAGCUUGACCAGCCUGUAUUAUGUAAGCUUUCUCGAUUUUCAACAUAUGUGAUGAAUUGCUCUUCAGCUUUAAUUCUUGUUGGUAUCGCUGUGGACAGAUUCAAACGUAUAUGCAGGCCAUAUCAGCGAGCGUUCAGCGAAGACCAGUCAAAGUAUAUUUCUAUCGCUGCCAUUGUGUUUUCCAUGGCAACUACGUGGCCAUCUUUAAUUCUGUACGGUACGAGAACAGUUAAUCUUGGGAAUGUUACAGGAUCAGCCUGUCUCCUUGAGAACAGGUAUGACACGUCACCAUAUCCUCUGGCAUACUUCAGUUUCAUGAUAACGACAACCAUGAUAUCAUUUGUGGUAUUAAUUAUAUUGUAUUAUCUCGUGGGGUCACAAAUAUAUAGACAUAGAAAGUUUAAGCUUAAAAACUGCACACACGUGCAGAAAAUAAUAGAUGACAAAUCAGUUACUGUGAAAUCAGAAAAGUCGAACGGAGAAAAACUGAAAUCUUCAAACAAUGAUGUAAACAACGGCGAGAAUAAACCCUGUGUCAAUGAUGAAAAUGUUGUAAUAGUUGUUAAAGAGGAGUCCGUUAUUCAAAAUGAAAACAAUGAAGAUGAAUUGAAACCGUAUCAGUUAGGAUUACCGCCACCAUGCAAGGACGUUGGGACAAGCUGCGGUCUACUGGAUAUACCGUAUCAACAAGAAAACGGGCAACAUAGUUCUGUGUCUGAUAUAACAAAAGAGACUAGCGAGCAUAUUCAUGACUUUAAGGUAGACGAAGCUCCUGUGUUAAAGAAACCAUCUCCUCAACGUAAAAAUCAAAAUACCAAAGAAAAGAAAAAGAGAAGGCGAGUACGAUACUUACUUGUGCGAGGUUCAUCGACACUGAAUGCAUCUGGGCGAGCUAAAUGUGUAAACUGUUUAACAGUUAGAAUUGGUCGAUCAACGUUAAUGUUAUUUCUUAUAACAAUUGCGUUUGUAAUAAGUUUCUUGCCGUUUUAUAUUCUUGUUAUUGUAAGACAAUCUGACAGUAAUUUUGUCUCCGGGAUGUCGAAAUCCUGGCUGCCGGCUUAUCAUUUGUUUCUAAGAUCGUACUUAUUGUCGAGUGCUGUGAAUCCUUUUAUAUACUCAUUUUGUAAUGCUCAGUUUAGGGAAUAUUGUAAGGAGACAUUUUCAAGAAUUUUGUUAAGGAGACAGCAGUCAUUUAUAAAUCAUUCAAAGUAUUUUAGGCGGAAACGCUGAGUAUAAGAUUUGUUUUAAUAUAAUUUUGGAAGACGUUGGUUAAGGGUCUGCAAAGUAUUUGUACAUUAGAACAACAGAUUAAAGCCGAGGUAACACGGAUUAGAUUCAUAACUCGGACAUGUUUCUUUUCUUGAUUUAGCAUUUAAAAAAAAAAAAGAGUUUAGAAACAAAAAGUCAUGAUGAAAUGUUCAUUAUAAUAAUGACCAAUCUUCAAUUUUAAGGAAAGAUCAUUUUUAUCCGAAGCCUGGAGUCCAGUUUCAUGAAUGACAGUUAUAUAAUGUUUAAUUUGUUUUCAUUGAAUCAAAAUAUAAAACGACUCCUGUGCAUUUUAUGAAGAGUAGAAAUGGAAAUAAUUUAUGUGUUAAAACAUGUAUUUCAUGAAAGUGGCCUUUGACUUUUACAUAAUAUACCUGUAAUUCACUAAUUUAUAAAGAGUGAAAUGACUUAGUGUUAAUGAUGACACAAUGAAUCUUGCAACAAAUUACAACAAUUUUCACUUUUCUUUCGAAGUAUAAAAUGCCAGACAGACACUUGAUACAUGUAUCAAAUUUAGUCCAUAGUUUAAACGAGUAGCUGUUAGGAACGAUCAGUAAAACAAAUUUAUUUGAAAUGAUAACUCUAUCACAGUGACUAUUAACUUGCCAAUUCGCUCAUUCUACUAUUCAUGUACGCUGUUAUUAUGAAUUGGAUAAAUUUUGUAUACAUUUAGUGACAAUUAAAUGUUUUGUUUUGUAA